Erpetoichthys calabaricus (reedfish) is the source of this 1355-nucleotide messenger RNA. RefSeq names its product coenzyme Q-binding protein COQ10 homolog B, mitochondrial-like. Gene Ontology annotation, biological process: ubiquinone biosynthetic process; cellular respiration. NCBI's taxonomy places the organism in Eukaryota, Metazoa, Chordata, Cladistia, Polypteriformes, Polypteridae. Gene Ontology annotation, cellular component: mitochondrion. Bases 29 to 736 code for a protein of 235 amino acids. Gene Ontology annotation, molecular function: ubiquinone binding. The transcript has 5 exons. The record is from RefSeq and is a predicted model, not a curated record.
AGUAGCGAAAUCCACGAAACUGGAAAAAAUGGCGAAGAGCGGAGGGCAAAUGAAGAGAGUAAUAACGAGCUGUUUGAACAAUUUACCCAUUUUUUCCAGGUGCUCUAAAAAUCCCAUCAGAUAUUUAUCACCUUGCGGGAGUUUGAUGACUGGAGUGUCUGCUCAUAAAAUAUCAACACUUGACUGCAACUUUAUUACCAGAAGAAGCUUCCUAAACAUCUCUGGAACUUUGAUCAGUAAGAGGAAAGAGUACUCAGAGCGCAGAGUAAUAGGGUAUUCCAUGUUGGAGAUGUAUGAUGUGGUGGCCAACAUUCAAGACUAUAGACACUUUGUGCCUUGGUGUAAAAAGUCAGUCAUAAUUUCUAGACGUUCUGGUUAUUGUAAAGCUGUCCUAGAAGUUGGAUUCCCGCCUGUGCUGGAGAGCUAUACAUCCCUUGUCACAAUGGUGCGGCCUCACCUAGUUAAGGCAUCCUGUACUGAUGGUAAACUCUUUAACCAUCUGGAAAUAACCUGGCGAUUCAGCCCAGGUGUCCCGGGGUAUCCCAGAACUUGCAUCCUUGACUUCUCUGUUUCUUUUGAGUUUCGCUCACUGUUUCAUUCUCAACUGGCAACAAUGUUUUUUGACGACAUCGUAAAGCAGAUGGUAUCAGCAUUUGAGAAGCAUGCAGAUAAGAAGCAUGGUCCAGAAACCCAGAUCCCCCAUGAGUUAAUGUUCCAUGAAGUGCACCACACAUAGCUGAAGAGAAUGUGGAUGUUCAAAUCACCACUGGAAUUUCAAGAUCAGCUAACUCGUGGGUUUUUGACUGCAAGCCAGCACUCCCAAAGGUGUGUGUUCUGCUGUGUCACCAUCUAUUAUCCUAAUCCUCUGAGAUAAUUCCUCUCCAAAUCACUCUUGUAUUAAACAAAUGGAAAGGGGAAGCUUCAGAGUACAAUAUUUAUUCUAAAGCAUUUCCAAAAAAGAUAGUAUGGCCAGAAGUUUGUCAUCUUUGAAAUACACUUGUGAGAUAUCAAUAGGCACUUGUGAUACCAGAGUGACAAUGAAGUGAGAGGCAUCAAAAAUGGUCGUUCUUUACUGAUCUGAUAAGGUCUGUACUCUUUGGUGCAUGUUGAUUGCACCAGCCUCAAAAGUAAGUACCGAGAUUAGGUACUGAUUUGAACUUUUUUGAAGCAAUUGUAGAUUGUGUGUGAUGGAUGUUUGUUUUUAAAAGAAGUGCAUUACUACAGUUGUUUUUUCUUUUAUACUUGGGAAAUUAUUCACAUUUAGCAUUUUAUUUCACUGUACCAAUUGUGUAACUUUUGGGCCAACAUGUACAAGUUUGGUUGCAAGUAUUUUUGAAUAAAUAACUUUUUUAAAA